CGGCGACCCCGGAGGGCGGACUCUCCUCACCCGCGUGUCUCCUCCUCCCUCCGCCUUUUUAAGGGACGCCCUGCAGGCAGAGCUGUCAGCCACCCCGGGCCCUCUGCACUUGGCCGCGGCUAGGCUUGUCUCCCCGCCCGCGUGACAGUCAGGGGCCGGAGCUGAGUUAGCAGCCGGUCCCCGGGAUCUGCACGUGGGGAGCCAAGCUGCGCUCCCGGCUCUGCUGGGUAGCCGGCGACAGUCCACGAUCGGGACGCUGCUGUUCGGGGCCCGACGGCCCGCGAGGAGAGCCGGGAAGGAGGCUAAGGGGGCCCGGGAGCUCCUAGCGCGAUGAGCGGGGCCAAGGGCGGCCGCUGCUUCACUCGCAGCCUCCGCGGUGGCCUCCCGCGCGCUCUGGUCCCCUCGCCCCCGAGCACCAUGCUGUCCCCCUGCCAGCGGAGCCCGCGGCGCAGCCCACGCCUCCUGCCCAGCCGCUGCUAACCCACGAGAGCGUGUUCUCGACCGCGGGGUUAGCCGGCCGCGCAGUGCCGGCGGGGAGGCGGAACCGUGGUCCCCGGAGCCCCGGCUCCGCCCUCCGACUCUCCAACGGCCACCGGGCGCGGGGCGGCGAUGGGGGCGCUGCUGGCGCUCUGUUUCCUCGUGGGCUUGCUGCGCUGGGGCCCGGCGGGCGCGCAGCAGCCUGGGGAGUACUGCCACGGUUGGGUGGACGCGCAGGGCAACUAUCACGAGGGUUUCCAGUGUCCCGAGGACUUCGACACGCAGGACGCCACCAUCUGCUGCGGCUCGUGCGCGCUGCGCUACUGCUGCGCUGCAGCCGACGCCAGGUUGGAGCAGGGCGGCUGUACCAACGACCGCGGAGAGCUGGAGCAUCCCGGCAUCACUGCGCAGCCUGUCUACGUCCCCUUCCUGAUCGUUGGCUCCAUUUUCAUCGCGUUCAUCAUCUUGGGCUCUUUAGUGGCUAUCUAUUGUUGCACCUGUUUGAGGCCCAAGGAGCCCUCCCAGCAACCAAUCCGCUUCUCACUCCGCAGCUAUCAGACAGAGACCUUACCCAUGAUCCUCACCUCCACCAGCCUCAGAGCGCCUUCCCGGCAGUCCAGCACGGCCACCAGCUCCAGCUCCACGGGAGGCUCUGUCCGAAGGUUCUCCUUUGCCCGGGCUGAGCCAGGCUGCCUGGUACCCUCGUCACCCCCGCCUUACACCACUGGCCAUGCCAUCCACCUAACCCAGCCAUCCGGUUUCCUGGUGUCACCCCAAUAUUUUGCCUACCCUCUCCAGCAGGAGCCCCCAUUGCCCGGGAAGAGCUGUCCAGAUUUCAGUUCCAGUUGACUCAGGGCGGCGGUGGCUGUGAAUAGGCCGCAUGGUGAAAUGGUAGCCAGGGGGAAUGUUGCUACCCUGGUCAAGCCACACUCACUUUUUGAGGAAAUUUGUGGUAACCCAUCACGAUCGUGGAAGAAAGGUCCAGAAAGACACAGCACUGUCUGGUCCUUGGUUACGGAGGUCUGACUUUGCAAACACCGUGAACGAUGCAGCUUACUCACCUUUUGUUAAAAUAUUCGGCAGUUUGACGUUAAGUUUGCAAGAGGAAGGAGAAUAUUUUACCGGACAGUUCAGCUGUCCUUUGUAGAAAAGUGCCCCGUGUUCCUUUUCCUGUGUUGGUUGAGUUAUCAUACAAAUGGAUACAUAAAUAAGGAAGGGCGUACGCUUAAUUGUAAUUAUAAAGGUUCACUUAAAAUCUAACUGUUAAGUAAACUUGAGGGGCCAGUGAACCACCUAUUUAUAAUUUUGGGAGUGACCUAACCAUAAGUAAUAUUAGUAUGCUGAGAACAUUUACUUCUUAAAUUAAUAACAAAUUUUGUUUAAAAUAUGAGAGCUGUCUUUUUCCAAAACACAAGGUUUCGGUAACCACAUGGGAAGACUGAAGUUUUAAAUAUUACUCAGACACUCGCCGCAGCACAGAUUCUGUGUCAAUCCACUUCCCCACCAUCCUGAGGGAAUAUUUAUUGCAUAUUUUUUGUUCAGCAAUAUUCGCGUUUAAAAUGAAAGUUGGACAAUUGGGUCUUAAAACAUUUAUUUGUAAAAAGAGUUAUAUAUAAAUGUGAAGAUUUGUAACUUAAUUUACUUACCACAUUGACAGUACUAAUUAUUUAGAGAUCACGCUGUAACUUUUUGUGGAAGUCAAAGGCCAUCUAUUAGUGGAACGAUCCAGGGAUCCACAUUCUAUGUGCCACUGUGUUUGACGUCUGGUGAACACACGUACGGGCCACACUAGAAAAAAAAAUAAAUGUCUCUGGUUUCCUGAACUCUA
Messenger RNA from Peromyscus californicus insignis, 2305 nucleotides. RefSeq names its product shisa family member 3 (gene Shisa3). Bases 610 to 1326 code for a protein of 238 amino acids. The transcript has 2 exons. Lineage: Eukaryota; Metazoa; Chordata; Mammalia; Rodentia; Cricetidae. The record is from RefSeq and is a predicted model, not a curated record.